Messenger RNA from Rhodofomes roseus, 931 nucleotides. RefSeq lists its product as uncharacterized. Gene Ontology annotation, cellular component: ATP-binding cassette (ABC) transporter complex. The record is from RefSeq and is a predicted model, not a curated record. Bases 338 to 931 code for a protein of 197 amino acids. Gene Ontology annotation, biological process: transmembrane transport. Lineage: Eukaryota; Fungi; Basidiomycota; Agaricomycetes; Polyporales; Fomitopsidaceae. Gene Ontology annotation, molecular function: transmembrane transporter activity. The transcript has 4 exons.
GCUCCUCGCUCUUCGCGCCCACGUGAUCCCGACGCGACGCGACGCGACGAGCGCCGGGGCAUCCGCCGGAGCAUCCGUGCCCGCCGGGUGCAUCCCCGGUACUGUAUCCAAGACCGCCGCCUCUCCUCCGCACUUCAUGAGCCGGCGAAAAAUCUUCUGCUGGAGAGGAGAUGACUUUGCUCCAUGGGUGACCGAAGAUAUCCGCGUCGCCCAUCGGAAUGCAGUGUACGUUUGUCACAACUUCUGGCGCAUCCGGACGUGCCAUAUCUUGCGCUACUAAUGACGGACAAGCCCCCUUCAAGUUCAGCGCACCCCUUGAAGCCAUAAUUUUUUUGUAAUGGAGCCUGACAUCGUUGUUCAGGGUGUCAUCGAUCUCACAUUCCAGGUCGGUUCCGGCCCAAUUUGUGUCGAGGGUCAUCUCGAAGCCCCCCAUGAGCAAGCCUUCAUCGACCUGGCCGAGGGCCGGACCCAGAUUCUCGUCGGUUGGCUCCCCGGCUCGCACGAGACUCACCUAGCGUCAUUCCGGAGCGAGGUCCUUGUUCUCGGGGAGGAGGAGGGCACGCCGGCUGUGUACGACCCGUAUUGCAUUUGGGCGUCCCCGACUAUGUCCCAGCGGAGACGAUUACAGGGCAUCAACCCUGGCGCGGGCAUCUCGCGGUUCUCGAAGGAGAUUAUCUCUCGAUACGGUCUCCCACUGGGGUUCGUCGAGGGCGACAUUCCGAAGUGCUGUGCGGCGUUCGAGGAAGCGUACGCCAAGAAAGUUGCGAAGUCUAUCGCAGCCAAGCUGCCCGAUAGGACCAUCGAGGCACUGCGCAAGCUUUGCAUAAGCAAUGAAGGCGUCACGCAGAUGGACUAUCUUCACGCAGUCGAGGGCAUGAGUCCGGACGAGGCGGCUGCCAAGUGGAUCGCGGAGAGCGAGCUGCAGUUAUGA